This is a messenger RNA of Artibeus jamaicensis (Jamaican fruit-eating bat), 1851 nucleotides long. Its product is annotated as class I histocompatibility antigen, B alpha chain-like. Gene Ontology annotation, cellular component: external side of plasma membrane. The record is from RefSeq and is a predicted model, not a curated record. NCBI's taxonomy places the organism in Eukaryota, Metazoa, Chordata, Mammalia, Chiroptera, Phyllostomidae. Gene Ontology annotation, biological process: immune response; antigen processing and presentation of endogenous peptide antigen via MHC class I via ER pathway, TAP-independent; positive regulation of T cell mediated cytotoxicity. The transcript is spliced from 7 exons. Gene Ontology annotation, molecular function: signaling receptor binding; peptide antigen binding. Bases 13 to 1209 code for a protein of 398 amino acids.
CAAAUUUGGGUCAUGGGGCCCCGAGCUCUGCUCCUGCUGCUCUCCGGGGCCCUGGCCCUGACCGAGAUCUGGGCUGGCCCCACCGCAGACCCCGGACGCGCGUCCUCCCCGCCCCCGGGCACCCACAGCCUGAGAAUUCUCACCACCACCGUGUACAGCCCGGGCCGCGAGGAGAACCGCUACAUGGGCGUUGGGUACGUGGACGACAGGGAGAUGGCGCGGUACGACAGCCACGCCCGGGGUCCGAGGCUGAGGCUGGCAGCAGCGGGGCUGGAGGAGGUGUGGAUGGAGUGGCGGCGGGACGAGGAGGCGCACCGACAGUUUGGGGGCGACUACAUGCUCAAAAUCCAGCACUACGAGCAGAUGAGCAGAGCGAACCUGAACAACCUGCGCGCCCACUACAACCACAGCGAGCACGGGUCGCACACCUUCCAGGAACUGAAUGGCUGCGUCUUGGGGUCCGACGGGCGCUUCCUCCGCGGGUACAACCACUUCGCCUACGACGGCUCCGACUACGUCUACCUGAACGAGGACCUGCGCUCCUGGACCGCGGCCGAGGGCAUCAGCUGGAGCGACCUUGUGCAGGUCCCUGAUGUGGAACGAAGGAGGGCCUACCUGGAGGAAAAGUGCGUGCGCUGGCUCCGCCUGAUCAUGGAGAAGGGGAGGGAGACGCUGCUCCGAGCAGUUCCUCCAAAGACACACGUGACCCACCAACCCAUCUCUGACCAGGAGGUCACCCUGAAGUGCUGGGCCCUGGGCUUCUACCCUGCUGACAUCACCCUGACCUGGCAGCGUGAAGGGGAGGACCUGACCCACGAUAUGGAGCUUGUGGAGACGAGGCCUGCCGGGGACGGGACCUUCCAGAAGUGGGCAGCUGUGGCCGUGCCCCCUGGAGAGGAGCAGAGAUACACGUGCCAUGUGCAGCACCAGGGGCUGCCUGAGCCCCUGACCCUGAGAUGGGAACCCCCUCCUCAGACCACCAUGACCAUCUUGGGCAUCGCUGCUGCCCUGGGUCUCCUUGGAGCUGUGGCUGCUGGAGCUGUGAUGUGGAAGAGGAAGUGCUCAGGCAAAGGCAAGAAGAGCUACUGUCAGGCUGCCUGCAGCGACAGUGCCCAGGGCUCUGAUUUGUCUCUCACAGAUUCUAGUGGUGAGACCCUGAGCGCAGGAAGUGGGGGGUCAUUGAGACUGAGGGGCACAGCUGUAAUUUGAGGAUUCUCAGGUGGGACAUUCUGAGCAUGUGGUGCCUGUGGGGGGAUGUGACACUUCUGAGACUGACCUGAAUUUGUUUAUGACAACCUUGUUUCCCACUGUGACAGUGCUGUCUUGUAUGAAACCUGGUACUAAAACAGUCACUUUAGCCUCCCCUUGGGACUUGAGGGAUCCCUGACUGCUGUUCCUGCAACCGCCAUUGGAAUAUGUCUGUGUUCUUAUCAGCAGCAGUGUCGAGCUGGUCACCAGGUCACCCUCCCCACAGGGACUUGUGUCCUCUCCCCUGGGGACGUUCAUGUCCCAGCAGAGUUGGGGUGAGGCAUCCCCAUCCUGGUCAUUCCUAGUGUGGGGCAUCUUUGUUGCUCCUUUGCCUUGGCCACUUCAAGAGAACCUUGUCCCAUCAGGAGCUGGGAUCCCAGGGACAAGAGUGCCACCUUGUGGUGGCUCCAGGACUGUGCUCAGUGAGGGCCUCAUGAGGCGGAGUCAGCCUGGGCUGCAGCUGGGUCUGUCCUGCAGCCCCUGUGUUUUGGGUAUUUGUCGUUUCUUUUUAUUUUUUCCUUUCUUUUGUAUAUAUCGCACCUGUCCUUGUUUUGUAAAAGUUAAAUGAUUGUGGUGUUUUUAAGUAAAUGAUUAUGGAGUGUG